Linderina pennispora is the source of this 528-nucleotide messenger RNA. RefSeq lists its product as uncharacterized. The transcript has a single exon. NCBI's taxonomy places the organism in Eukaryota, Fungi, Kickxellomycota, Kickxellomycetes, Kickxellales, Kickxellaceae. The record is from RefSeq and is a predicted model, not a curated record. Bases 1 to 528 code for a protein of 175 amino acids.
AUGCACAGCAAACUUGCUCUUACUACUCUCGUUUCGACUGUGCUGACGUUCACAGCAGCCCAGUUGGUAAUAAACUCUGGAGACAGUGCCAGUGGCAUUUUGUCCGGCGAAGGUGCUGUUUCAGAGGUGGUUAGCACCAUUGAUGAUAACCCCCUUAGCCGCUUCAGCGACCCUAGCUUCCUCGCAUCACUUAGCGCUGCCAAUGCCGCUGCCUCGUCUAUGGCCAACGGUCAAUAUCCUGGCGACGGCACACUCAUACCUGCUAUUGGUGAUGCUAUUCAAAUAACUGCUUCCCCAGAAGACCCGUCCUCUUCGGCUUCAUCUGCAACUGCCAGCCCCAGUGGCAGUAGCAGUGCUGGCGAUGAUAGUGACGAUGAUGGCAUCACGUCGGACGUUGAAUCCAAGCCAGGGGUUAAAACCCCUGCUGGAUCAUCAGCUACUAGUACUAAGCCCAAUGGUGCCACGGGCUCGCAGUGUGCUGUCUCUGCUGUCGCUGCCGUUGCCAUCGUGGCUGCAGCGUUCUUCUAA